Molecule: messenger RNA, 447 nt
Organism: Rotaria sp. Silwood1
Lineage: Eukaryota; Metazoa; Rotifera; Eurotatoria; Philodinida; Philodinidae
Source: the annotation of a GenBank genome assembly
AUGUUAGAUGCUGUCGGACCUCACAGUUAUGGACAUGUUCUAGAAUUUUUUACUGACAAACGUUCUUUUGUUUAUAAUCAAUUUGGUUUUAUUCCUGAGACACCAACUGAUCUUUCAAAUGCACUUUUAUAUUAUGAAAAAUCUCUGCAAAUUGAUUUAAGUUAUUCAUCGUCUAAUUAUCAGAAGUUUUCACCAACUUAUCCAAAUAUUGGAGAAAUUUUUCGACAAGAAGGUGAUCUUGAUCUAGCAAUAAAUUAUUACGAAAAAAGUUUUGAAAGCCAAUUAAGUUCUUCAAAAUCUUAUUCUAUAAAUACCGCUUCACUUCAUAAUAAUCUUGCCGUGGGAUUUAACCGAGAAGGAAAAUGCCAAGAAGCAAUUGAAAGUCAUCAACGUACACUUGAACUUGAAGUUGUUCAUCUUCUAACACAUCAUUUAAAUUUAACUUGA